AUGUCCUCAACAGGUGUACCAGACCCAAGUUCUGGUGGAAGCAGUGACGACAACACGGAGCUCAUUAUUGCCGUGGUUGCGCUGGUCAUCUCCGUCUUGGCCUUUGUCAUCGCGAUUCUGCAGGCUCUGCAGCAGUAUCUCGCCACAGCCACCGGUUUCUCGUCAUGCAGUGAGGCUGUCAUAGGAAAAUGGGCUCAAUUUGCUCGGCGCCGGAUGAUCUGGUCCGAGUUCCGUUUCGAGGUCCAGUUUGAGGCUCCUGUCAUUUUCGUCGCUAAGCCCGGCAACACCAGGGGACCACUGGGUGAUGAUGCCCUGGCCAAGGACGAAAGCAAAAAGAUCAUUCGCCUCGAUGGCGGAAACGACAAUUUCAAGUACACAGAUACUGUCAAGGAAUUCGACAACGAGUACAAGCAGAGCACGCAGCGCAUCAUUCACACGGCUGAUAACGAAAAGGCUACCUGGUAUGGCUUGCUCAUGGCUAUUGUCAGGAUGGAGAAAGAAUCUCGCGAGUGGCAGGGCAAGAAGUCAGCCGAGUGGGUUAAAGCGGCUGGUCCACGCCCACCAAUCGAUACUGAAGAGCCUAAUGCUCAUCACUCGCUAGUUGUCUGCAUGCAGAGAAAGAGGCGUACGUGGGAUAGCAUGCCCAAAGACUUUGCUAAACCUUAUGCCACAACUACAAUAUCGCAUCUUGUUGAGAUUGCAGGAAUGCUGGGCAUUCAUUGGAGGAAAUUUGAUCUCAAUACCGACCAGUAUCGCGGUCAGGGCAACGGGUUUGUUCUAUAUGGCUCAUACACGGAUGGUCUUGGUAUCACCUUUAACUUUCAGAAGCAAGGACCAACCUGGUUCGAAAAGAACCGUGUGAUCCCUAACUACAAUGUCAAGCAGCUAUGCUUCGGAAUGGCCCCGACUAUCUUCAACCAGGAGAAGAAAGUCUAUGCCGACGAGGCCAAGGGAGCUGAGAGUCUUCAGCUGGGAAGUCUGGCUGAGAUUGCAAAGACGCUCGUGGUGCUUGGGUGUGAUAUCAACACAGUCAACUACUUCCGAAAGCCUGACCAAGCACGCCACACUCACCUGUUUGCGGUUCCAUUCGAGAUCCUCGGCAUGGUCGGAGAAAUGCUUCAUUUGAAGGGCACCGUCUUCCGUAUGCUUCCUAACCCGACCGUUUUCUACUGGGAUCCCAGCUCCUUUUCUCUGUCAGCCCUCAUGACGGAAUUCAUCAACAGUUUGCGGCCUCUCCAUGAAACAGCCUUGAAGGAUAGUGAACAGGUAAGAAAAAUACUCAAGUGGGCAGAAGCAGACGAAAAGUUUCCGCUCCUGCGAACAGAAGGAUCCACGCUUGAUGUUUUUGGCGAAGAUAUUAAUGGUGCAAACUUGGUCAAUCACCUCAACAAUCUCCGAUCUGGAGUCGAGUUAUGCGAUGAGUAUUUUGGCAGGAUGAAGAAACCUGGAUUGUCCAUGAUCAAGAGAGUUGUGCGCAUGCAUAUCCAAGAGGUCAUGGGUAUUCUACACGAGAAGAACGAAGCCGACGAUAACAUGAAGAACGAAGACGAUGACAAAGCUCUUGACGAUGCACCAAUCACCAUCCACGACAUUGAUUCGGCGCCAGGUGAAGACAAAGAGACCCUCCUGAUUCAAAUGUACUUUGACCGCGUUCGACAAAACGUCGUCCGUAAUCUCAGCAAACAGGGCCUACUAAGCAAGCGUAUGAAGGCAAGACAAGAUUCCUUUGUCUCUGAAGAUGACAUUAGUGCAACUCGUCCUAAGAACGGAAGGUUCGGGGACAAGGAGCUCAAUGAAGCCUGGUGCGUACUUAUGUUCCGCAUGCUGUGCUGGUUGCAAUUGCACGACUUCCACAAAAUGGAUAUUCACAUCAGCAAAAGCGAUGCAUACGCGAGUCGCAUCCCGGUUUAUAUUGUAUGA
Fusarium mangiferae is the source of this 1920-nucleotide messenger RNA. Its product is annotated as putative Modin. The transcript has 2 exons. The record is from RefSeq and is a predicted model, not a curated record. NCBI's taxonomy places the organism in Eukaryota, Fungi, Ascomycota, Sordariomycetes, Hypocreales, Nectriaceae. Bases 1 to 1920 code for a protein of 639 amino acids.